AGUGUGGCGGCGGCUAACACCGAAAGAGGUUGUAACCGUAAUAUCGCGUCUAAGAUGCUAACAUGCUUGUCUUAUAUCAUUGCCAAAUAAACAAAGCGGGGUUCUACUCGAUGCCGUAAUCGCGUAACGACUAUUUGACAUUUCAGUAAAUUUCUUCUCGUUUUUCGAGCAGGAUUCACUCAUUUGGAGAUUAUAUUCAAGUUAACUUCAUAAUGUUAUUACGUUGGAUUUAUUUAGCAAUUCUUACAGAAUCUAUACAAGCUUUUGACUCGCAUUUUCGAGGACCUUCAUUCGUAAUGGAACCUCCUUCAAGACUCGAGUUUUCAAAUUCAAGUGGAGGAUGGCUUGAUUGUUCGGCUUCGGGAAGUCCUCAACCUUCAAUAGAUUGGCUUUCUGUGGAUGGCACUUCUGUUGGUGACAUAUCAGGUGUUAGGAGAGUGCUUAGAAACGGUACUCUGUUCUUACAACCUUUUCCUGCUCAAUCCUAUAGACAAGACGUUCAUAGUACUGUUUACAGAUGCAUAGCAAGUAAUACAAUUGGAAGAGUUAUCAGCAGAGAUGUACAAGUAAGAGCUGUUGUUACACAAACUUUUAGAGUGGACGUCGAAGUCAUAGGAGCGGCUCGAGGGUGUACAGCAGUAUUGAAAUGUAUAGUUCCAAAUUUUGUCAAGGAUUUGGUGAGAAUCAUAUCCUGGGUUCAAGAGCCUACAUUUUUCAUUUAUCCAUCACUACAAGGAGACGGCAAGUUUCACCAACUCCCCUCGGGAGAAUUACUCAUCCACAACUUGGAGUUCAGCGACCAGUUUCCCACCUACCGUUGCAGGACAAUGCAUCGUCUUAGUCGACAGGUCGUGGUCAGUAGUCCGGCUAACGUGAGGAUUACAGAGCACAGAGGCAUUGUUCCUCCGGUGAUUGUGGAAAAUUCAGGCACAGUCACCGUAGCUCAAGAUGAAGGGGCGGCAUUAAUAUGUAUUGCACAAGGAUGUCCGGCACCAGAGUACAGAUGGUACACUCAUGCAGGAUUGGAGCCUAGUCUCAUAAUUCCGGGCCCAAGACUUCGGCAAUUAGGUCCUGUAUUAGCUAUUGAGGCUGUGAAUAUUGAAGAUGGUGGUGUUUACCGGUGUUCAGCUUCGAACGCAGGUGGUGAAUCCAGUGCCGAAUUACGAUUAUUAGUCUCUACCACGUUACAUGUAGAAAUUUCGCCGCCGUUGUUAAGUGUUCACAUGGGCGGAACUGCCGAAUUCAGAUGUGUAGUUUCUUCUCAGAGCGGUGGGCCACAUUUAGUUACGUGGUACAAAGAUGGCAGACAACUCCCAAGUACAGGUCGAGGAUCUAGUGAAACCCUCAUUGUUAACAAUAUUGGAAGAGAAGAUAGAGGCAUGUAUCAAUGCAUUGUAAGACGAGCCGAAGGUGAUACAGCUCAAGCAGCUGCUGAACUCCAAUUAGGAGACGCUCCUCCAAUUCUCCUGUAUAGUUUCAUCGAGCAAACACUUCAGCCAGGUCCCGCUGUUUCCCUUAAAUGUAGUGCCUCAGGAAAUCCGACACCGCAAAUAUCAUGGACUCUGGAUGGUUUCUCAUUACCUAGCCAUGGAAGAUUCGUAAUUGGACAGUACGUAACCGUUCAUGGAGACGUCAUCAGCCAUGUUAAUAUCAGUCAUGUGAUGGUAGAAGAUGGCGGAGAAUAUAUGUGUACAGCAGAAAAUCGCGCUGGAAAAAGUUCGCACUCUGCAAGGUUGAAUAUUUACGGAAUGCCGUACAUCCGCUUAAUCCCAAAAGUCACCGCAGUUGCUGGCGAAACCCUUCAACUCAAGUGUCCUGUGGCCGGCUACCCGAUAGACGAAAUCCAUUGGGAACGGGGAGGAAGAGAGUUGCCAGAAGAUUUGCGACAAAAAGUACUCGGAGAUGGAACACUGGUAAUCAGUCCAGUGGAAAAAAAGGCCGAUUCCGGCGUCUACACAUGUUGGGCAAGGAACAAGCAAGGACAUAGUGCUAGAAGAAGUGGGGAAGUUAAUGUUAUAGUUCCUCCUAAAGUUAGCCCGUUCUACGCAGAAGAUACUCUUCAUGUAGGCGAUCGAGCUAGUUUAACCUGUUCCGUAACGAAAGGCGAUCUUCCUUUAACAAUAUCUUGGCACAAAGACGGACGGUCCGUUGAACCUGCUCAAAUGAUGUCCAUAACGCAGGUGGACCAAUUUACUAGCAUUUUAGUGAUCGAGAGCCUUUCUCCAGACCACAACGGCAACUAUUCUUGCGUAGUGAGAAACCUUGCAGCAGAGGUCUCCCACACACAGCAAUUGGUUGUUAAUGUUCCCCCUAUAAUUGAGCCCUUUUCCUUCCAAGACGGACUAUCAGAAGGCAUGCGUACCCGUACCGUCUGCGGUGUGAGUAAAGGUGAUCCACCCCUUGUGGUCUCUUGGCUCAAGGACGGUCAACCAUUGACGCCUAACCUCGGCGUCAACGUUUCAGCCCUUGACCCCUAUUCUAGCCUCCUCAGCAUUUCUAGCCUUGAUUCGAGACACUCCGGCGAUUUUACCUGCGUGGCCAGCAACCCAGCCUCAGAGGUUAGGUACACUGCGAAACUGCAGGUUAAAGUACCUCCAAGAUGGCUGGUUGAACCAGUCGACGUUAGUGUCGAACGAAAUCGACAUGUGGCUCUUCAUUGCCAAGCCCAGGGCGUUCCAACACCAACAGUUAUUUGGAAAAAAGCUACAGCUAGUAAAUCAGGAGACUACGAAGAAGUACGUGAUCAUAUGUAUACGAAACUCCUUGGAAACGGUACUUUGUUGCUUCAACAUGUCAAGGAAGAUCGAGAGGGUUAUUAUUUAUGUCAAGCUGAUAAUGGAAUCGGCACAGGCAUCGGAAAAGUUAUUCAACUAAGAGUAAAUUCAUCACCUUACUUUUCUGUUCCGACAAGACUGGUUACUGUCAAAAAAGGAGAUGCGGCGCUGUUGCACUGUGAUGUGAAUGGAGACAAACCGAUUAACGUCGUAUGGUUACGAGGCGGUAAAACUGAGCUCAAUCCAUCUACAAACUAUAGAGUUAACGUUAAGCAAGAUGUAACACCAGAUGGGGUAGCUGCAGAACUGCAAAUAUUAAAUGCAGACGCCAAAGAUAGCGGUGCAUACUUUUGUCAAGCAAGUAACAUGUAUGGAAGAGACCAACAAUUAGUUCAGUUAUUGGUACAGGAACCACCCGUUCCCCCUCAAAACAUUGAAGCAGCAAUGGUUGGUAGUAGAUCGGUUAAUCUUAAAUGGCAGCACAAAUCUGGUGACGCUCAGGAAGUUUUCAAAUUUAUUAUCGAAUAUCGUGAGAUGGAUCGUUCCUGGCACCAAAUAGAAUUGACAGAUUCUCCACUUCCUUUCACUGCCCUGGUAGAAGACUUGAAGCCAGCUACAAAAUAUACUUUCCAUAUAAUAGCUGAAGGACCAGCUGGUAAAAGUUCACCUAGUGAAGAUCUAGUGCUAAGAACAGAACCUCAACGUCCAGCUGGUCCUCCAUUAAAUCCUGGCACGAGGCCUAUUUCUUCUACAGAAAUUUUAGUAACUUGGUCGCCACCACUACCGGAAUUGAGACAUGGAGAUAUACAGGGUUUUAAUAUAGGAUAUCGCACUGCCAGUAUGGGAAGUUACAACUUCACCUCAAUAAACGGUGAUGGGGAAGACGGUGGCGAAAUAUUAUUAAGUGGACUACAGAAGUACACUCGGUAUACAAUCGUGGUUCAAGCAUUCAACGAAGUAGGGGCUGGGCCACUCUCGGAGCCCGUGACAGCACAAACGAUGGAGGACGUACCCAGUAUGGCGCCCGAAGAUGUGAGAUGUGCUGCUCUUACAUCACAAUCUCUUCAGGUUAGCUGGCAACCACCUCCUACUGAACACUGCAAUGGUCUACUUCAAGGUUACAAAUUAACCUACGAACCAGUUUUGGAUGAUACCUGGAGAGGUAAUGACGAAAUGGAGACAAGGAAAACAACUGCUCUGACGACCGUAAUAACGGGAUUGAGAAAGUUUACAAAUUACAGUUUACAAGUCCUGGCGUUUACCAAAGUUGGAGACGGAGUUCUAACAACACCUUCAUACUGUCACACCGAAGAAGAUGUACCUGGACCUCCAGCAGACCUGAAAGUAGUCGUUAGUUCGCCCCAAUCACUCAAAGUUUCUUGGUUACCUCCUACGGAGCCGAAUGGAGUGUUAACAAAGUUCAACCUCUAUCGAAGGAGUAUGGAUGGUCGAACUGAAGUUGAUAACGCGAGACAAACAAUUUCCAGUCAAAAUACUAUUUUUGAAGUGAAAAGUGUUCAAUCACACAUCGAAUAUCAAUUUUGGGUGACUGCUUCUACCAGGAUUGGAGAAGGACAGAGUUCGAAAGUAGUUUCGCAAGUUGCAACACCUCGAGUUCCUGCUCGGAUUAUUUCAUUCGGAGGGCUUAUCGUAAGACCUUGGCGUAGCUCUGUAUCGUUUAAUUGCGAAGCGGUUGGAUUACCAAGGAGGGAAUGGCUACGCAAUGAUCAAAUAUUGAAGGGAGGAGCAAACCAUAACAUCCAAUUAUUGGAUACGGGAGAGCUAAUUCUAUCAAAACUUCAAAUGGGGGAUGGUGGAAACUAUACGUGUCACGUUGACAAUGGCCAAGGUACAGACAGAAUAAUUUAUCAUCUAAUUGUGCAGAUCCCCCCAAUGGCUCCUCUUUUAUACGUCACCAGUGCAACUAGUAGCAGUGUUUUACUUCACUGGAAAGCUGGGAGUAAUGGCGGUGCUCCAAUAAGUGGAUUCACGCUCAAUUAUAAAAAAGAGCACGGAGAUAUUGAAGAAGUUCAUUUAUCAAGACACGCUACAAGUUACGAACUAAAAAGUUUGUCGUGUGGAACAACGUACCACCUCUAUUUGAUUGCUCACAACAAAAUCGGAAGUUCGCCAGCAAGCCAUCCGCUUCAGGCAAGAACUCAGGGUCACCCACCGGGAGUUCCUGCAUUGGCUUCUUUCAUUUCCCCAAAUUCCACUUCGGUUGUUUUACGACUACAUGUCUGGCCAGACAACGGAUGCCCUAUCUUAUAUUUCAUCCUUCAAUAUAAAAAAGCGACUGAUACACAAUGGACGUUAGUGUCCAAUGCAUUAAAACCACAACGAAGAACGUCUAUUACGGGUCUAACACCUGCCACUCAAUAUGUUGUCAAAUUAGAAGCUCAUAACGUUGCUGGAUUUGCGACUGAAGAAUUUUAUUUUAUGACACUCACAAAAGAUGGGGAUGUGCCACCUCCUGAUUUAAUGAAACAAGGGGAUGAUGAUUAUCCGUUUUACUCAGAUUUGAAAGUUAUCAUACCACUAGUUAUUUUACUUAUAGCAAUAAUUAUCUCUGCGAUUGGAGCAUUGCUCUGUAUGAAAAGACGUCACCAUGAUGCCGCUAAAGAACAAUUAGAUAAUCAGCAGAACGCUGAAGCUCAAAGAGAACGAUAUUACGCGACAAUUCAUAAGGUAUCCUUACAAGCUGGAGAAAAAAUACCAGAAACUUCAGAAGACAUAUCACCAUAUGCAACGUUUCAGUUAUCAGAGCCUAGCACUUUGCCACAAAAUACGAUGCUACAUAGUUUCAUGUACCAUGAACAUCCAAUAACUGAAGGUUGUGCAUCGCCUCCGCCUGCCACCUCAUCUGUUCAACGAAACUCGCCAUAUUAUAAUAUUCAAAAAUUCCAAAGUACAAAAGGGCACGGUCGAAGACGCGCCAAUAGAAAAACCGACGUGGAUAGUGACGAUAGCGAAUCCGAUCAAGAUCAAUUAACGUCCAGUCGAACUGAGUCUUCCAAUCAAUUAGAUAUGAAACACAAACAUAGCUUCCUUUAUCAUGGUGCUCAAUCGAGUACCUCGUCAGAUAUCUCUCCGAUGUCAGAUCAGAAGUCGCUUCCUCGAAGAAACAGAAACAGGUGGUUGGCUCAAGGUGGGAGGAGCAAUUCUCAUAGACAGAUGUUAAGUCAUCUUUCGGUCGCAGAAACGCCUUUUACUGAGAGGCAGCCAACAGAUCAGAGCACGCCCGACCGACCCGAGCUCAGUGAAGCAGAAUGCGACAUCGACACUCUCAAGAAAUUGAAACUAGGAUUAAGAUCUACCUUGUGGUCUAGACCUACUGCUGGUGGAAACGGCCAACCAACCGACUACUCCAUUGCGGUAUAAUAGAUUGAACAGAUCCUGUAAAUUCUUGCAAGUACAAUAUGUAAACCAUCAUAUGAAAUACUGAAAUGUGGGUCUCAAAAAAGUGUUUUUAGUACAAAAUAUGACAAGGUGGAAUAUAUUGCUGACAUAUUUAUAAUAAUAAUGUUUUAAAACAUUAAUUUCACGUUGGACGUAUCAUUCUGUUGCCAAUAAAAUGAGAUAUCGCACACUGGGAACGAGAGGGUCACAACUCAAAAAACUUGUUUUGUGGGAAAUUAAGGUUGAAAGUUUAGUAUAUUAUAAACAGCAAGAAAGUGACGAUUUUGUGAUUGAUACCCUCUGAAAUUUUUUGUGUACAACAAUAAUCCUUCCUCUCAUUAAUUCAUUACAUUUUACCAUUUAUUUGAGUUUGGAAUAAUAUUUGAAAAAUUUGUAUAAAAAAUAUUGUUACUUGUGACGUUGUAACUCCAUUUUUUGUUUGAGUUAUUACCAUUUAAUAAAUACAAAUUCAUUGAAUUGAUUCUCCAAAUUUUGUACUUCUUUAAUAUAGUUGAAUGUAAAAGUUAGAUAAAAAAAAUGUAGUUAAGUAAAAACGUUUUAUUGAAAAAUAUAAGUUAUAAUUUUUAUUAAAAAAAAAACCGUGUCUUUAACGUCAUAACUGAAACCCUACUCAAUUUUUUUAAAGUUCAAAGUUAUGUCGAUUGUAGGAUUAUUGAAAAUUAUCAUAGUCAUUUUCCAAACCUCUUGAGCAAGAUCUAAUUUAUACAAAUGGUUAUUCCUUGUUCUUGACAUUAUCCCUUCCGAGUUUGUCUUUUUAUGUCCUCGACAGUUCUCUCACAUUUCCGCCCCUACUCUCAGGUGACCAAUGUAUGCUUCUCAUCUUAGAGUUGGUCUCCUCCAUGGUGGUGCACAUUCCAGUAUUCGUUUUAGUCACCUAUAUUCUUUGUACGUGAAUAUACUAAUACAAUGCUCUGUUUUCUAGUUUCCUUAUUAUGAAGCAUUUUACUCGCAUUCGUUGUCAUAUUUCUGUAGAUCUUACAUAUCGAAUCUUGUGACUUGUAGCAACUCUCUCUUAUAAUCCAAUUUGAUCCAAUUAUUUUGUUUCCUAUUGUUAUUGUCAUUGGCCUUACUUCUGCCCCAUAUGAGGUUAUAUUCUGUAUUAUAUUUUGAAAUAUUUUUUACUAGCUUUCUUCAGUCAUUUCCAUAACUAUGGAGUGUUUUUACGGCUUGUUUUACUCGUGCUAUUUUCUUCUGUCCUUUUUACCUCUUUGUAGAUUUUCUUCAAUAUUUCUGGAGUCGUCACCUCAUUUGGUCGACCACUGCGAUGCUGGUCUUCGCAUUUCCGUUCAGCCUCGUUUAAACCUUCUACCCAAUAUUUUACUUACUGUUGAUAACGAACAGUAGAGUAGAAUCUAGCUCAGCUUUAUAUUGGUUGGGCUAAGGUCUUUUCAAAUAAAAGUAUUGUACCACAAUUUUUUCCAUGUUCACAAAUUCACUAAGAACGUUCAUUAUUUAUGGCUGCCAAACAAAUACUAAACAACGUGGCAUCUUCAAACUUGAAACAAAUGUAUAAAUUGUGUACUUUGUAAUACAGUACUCUCUUUUCAAACAACUACCGCCAUCUCUAAGUAAGGCCAGAUACUUCUGGAGCCAUUCUCGUAAUUGUUCAUUCAAGUGUAGAGAGAAACCAUGAAAUCGUGUUUUCUCUAUGUAACGAUAAAACUUGGGUAUACAGGUACACAGAAGAAAUUGAAUCUGAAAAACAGUAUUCAAUAAAAUGAGAAAUUAUUCUAGUAUAGAAUUAACAUAAGUGAAAGAUUUGAAUUCUGGUAUAUACGCUCUAAAGACAACCAAAUAAAAGAAGAGGUUAAAUUGUAAGUAGCAUUUCUUACUAGGAAUGUUUGGUCAAUAAAAAUUAGUAAUUAACGCAUUCAAAUACCUUGAUAAGGUCACAAUAGCGCUUUAAUACACUCGAUAAUUAUAAAAUAAAAUCGAAAAAAUGUUGCUUUAUGUAUUGAAUGAUUUUUUAAGUUAGGAAUGCUAAUUUCACUCCCUUACAAUGUGGAAGUUCACUUAUUUAUCCGUACUUACCAGUUCGUGGAUAUAUGUCCUGUGUCAGUAAUUAUCUAACUUUUCUUUUGUGAUCCAUAUAGUUUAAGCUUAAUGUGAAGAGCUUUAUUCACAUUAUUACUAUUAUUAAUAAUAAAGAAUUACGAGAAAUAGCCUCCAAACCCUAUGAUAUAUGAAAGAAUACUUGUUUAUCAAUAUCUGAAGUUUCUAAUAACAGAGGAUCCAAACUCCAAUAACUUUUAAGGUUUGAUUGUAUUAUAUUGUCCGCAUAUAUUUUGCCUCAUAAUAUUUUGUUAUAUUAUCAGAAAAUGCAUAAGAUUUCAAUAACAUUUUAUAUUGUAUCAAUAUUGAACUGAUAUUAAUUUUAGUUUUAUCCAAUUUUGUUUAACUUUAAGGUAACUGACAUCUAUUUUUGUAGCUCGAAUUAUUUUCUUAAUCUUUGUUUUUGAUCAAAGUUUAUCCAAUACUAGUUGAAAUCGUAUAAAACUUGAAAGCAUCCGGUAUUAUAGGCACCUUUCUUAUCUAAUAAGAAAAUAUCAAUAUUUUAGAUUAAUUGACUAUAUAGAUUAGAAAAUUUAGUUUCAGUUUUCUCCAACUUUUUACUUAUUUUGAUAUUUUUUUCGUUCUGAUAGAAAAACCGUUUAUUAUUACAGGUAAAAAAGAAACCAGAAGUUUUCACAAAACUGUUAAAAUUAUGUUACUAGCGAGCUUGUCAUUCUUGUAACCAAGUGAAAACACUAAAUGCAGAUGGGGACUAUAAGGCUGAUGAGAAAAAAUUUCUCAUUUGGAUAGAUUAAGGGAAAUAUUGAGUGCCACCGCAUAUUUUCAUGCAAAGAUCAAAAGUUUAUUGUGCCAGCAUGUACGAAAAAAUCAGUCAGAAGCACCUUCCUUUCUCAAUAGCCCUCUUAUAACAGUUACCGAUACAAAUUAUUGUAUUUUACUACUAUAACUUGUGCAUAUGAGUGUCAAGUCGAUCUCCAUUGUUUGCUCCGAUAAAUCAACCACUAAUGUUUUUGGUAGACGGUAAAUUGGUUCAUAUUGGUCGGCAUAGUGCUACUGCUACCUAUCGGUAACGAUCAGGAACAUGUUGAACGUUCACUGUCAAGACUUUUUUCUCUGUCUUAUUAGUUUAUGACAAGUAUAUUUUCAAAACUGAGACUAUUUUUGUUGCCUUUAUUUAACUUUACAAGUAAGUUGGAAUUUCUGGAACCGUUGACGAUAUUCUUAAUGAAUAAUACACUGUUUACACCACCACUAUACCAACACUCACGAUUACACUGUCUGACGCGGAUUUCAACAACCUUUACCUUCAGUCUCGUGCAGACGAUAACUUGGUUAUCAAACGCGCGUCAGACAGUGUAAUUGUGAGUAUUGGUGUGUAUUCAGUAUGAACUUAACAGUGUUACAUUAAAUGGUAAAUGCAGUUUUAGAAACUAUUCAAAUGGCAUUAUACAAUAGAUUCGUUUCAACAACCUUCAAAUGUAGACCAAAAUUGUUUAAAGCAUGCGCAUAUCCAACUGAGCGUUUCACUAACAAUCGAUUAAAUUUCCGAUUGGAAUGUUCAAUGUCCCAGCAAACAUUCGAACUGAUUCAUAGCAAUUCUUGGAUCCUCAUAAUAAAAAUUUAUUUUUCUUUAAAUCGGCGUUUACGUUUUGUGUAGAACGAAAUACUCAACAUAAAUCAAUAAAAAAGGUAUAUUCGAUCAAUGUAAAAAAUAAGGGAUUUCUAGGUUAUAUUAUUUUUAUUCAUAGGCUGAAAGCUAAUUAUAUAAUGAGAUAACACCACACGAUUGCAGAGUGAAAUGUGCAAAGGAUGAUGAAUCAGGGAGGUGCUGAAAGAUGGCAACCAGGCAUAAGAGAGAAAGCGCUAUAUUUUUGCACAAUGCAAAUUGUUUCAAAGUACUUUCUAGAGCGCAGUUAAUACAUUUCCUAUACGCUAGAAACUUUUUCCACCUUGCAACAUGUCGACAAAUUCGCGAGAAUAUGGCUUACCUCUCAUAAGGAGCCGAAAUUUAAAUUGUGGCAACAUAUUUUCUUGGUCGCCAAUAGUCGAAUCCCCCAAUGCAAGAAAUUAUUUUUACCCUCAAACAUGUCGAUAGAUCCGCGGCAGCCCGUGAGAACAUAACUCAUCCCCUAUGAAGGGAUGAAAAUUAAACCCUGUGUCAUGUUAUCGCGGCUCUCUCAAUAUGUUUGGUGAAAAAUUUUUCUGGAGUGUAGGGAUUUGAGAAUCUUCAUCAUAAAAAAUAAAUAACAAUUAGCAGUGAGCGAAUAUAUAGCGUUUUCUCCCUUAUAAGUUGCGUUAGCAAUGAAUAAGCGUUGCUUGGGAAUCUUUUACAAUUUCAGUCAAUAUCUCUUAGUCUACAACAUUCUUAUUUCAAAUAGUUUGCGAUAGAAAAAUUUUAUAAGUAUAUUUUUCAUUUCCUCUUAUAAAUUUAAGUCUUAAAAUAUGAGGAUGAUAAGAUUUAAGUGCAAAAAACAAUAUUUUAUUCAAUUUUUCAUCCUACUAAACUGUUUUUAGAUUAUAAUUAUUUUUUUUUUGGUUGCAUUCUAAUAUUUUAAAAUUCUGUUCAAUAAGUUUAUUUUUGUUUUGUUUUGAACACAAUAACUGUAUAAUGAAAUAUCAGGAAAGGUACAUCAAUACAAAGAGAGCUUAGAAGAAAUAAACAACCAAACUAAAAAAUACUAAACAACUUUGGAAUUUACAAAACACUUCAAAAAUAUAACUUCGAAACAUAUCAAAGUUUUGAGAAGUUAGAUGAUUCUCAUUAUCUUUUAUUUUGAAUUUUCACAUUGUUUGUUUAUGUUUUGUGUUUCAACUUAGUCCUUGUUAUUUUGGAUUCUAUCGAUUUUUUGUUGGCUUUAAAAUAGACGGACGCAUUAUAUAUCAGCAAGUAUAUGACUUACCAGAAAACUAAAAUCUUGAAUGGGUCAUGCUUUGAUUGAUCGUUUCAAAAUCAUACAUUAGUUUCGAAAAAAAAAAAGACGAUUUCAACUAGUAUACGCCGCAAUAGUAUGAUGUCGAAAGUCAUUGUAUAUUAAUAUUUUGAUUCCAAACAAAUAAUGGAUUCAAAAAAUGCUACAGCUCUUAUGCAUUCUGAAAUAAACUCGUCAUGACAACGAGUGAAAUCAAUUUUCUUUAAAAUAUUGUGUACUUCAAACAAUUACUACAACUUUUCACUGGUGGUUUCAAUAUUGCAAUUAUUUGAAUUUAUUAGUAUAGUGAUCUAGAUAUAGAUGUGAAUUUUAAAAUAUCAAAUCAAUAUAUAUUGUGAGAAAUUUUCUUGUACGUACGAAAAAAUAGUUAUUUGGAUUCCUUUCAAAUAACUGACCAAAAUGAAACUUUCUGUUAACUAAAUACCUUUUACAGUCACUUUUUUUAAUUGAUUAGCAGUUUUAAUAACUUUUUUUACAGAGUAUAGUAUGUUACAAAGUUUUUGGUAUCCUUUCAUUGAGUUGAUUGUGAAGUGUUGAUGUUAGUAAAAUAUCAAUUAUCAAUUUCACAUCAGAUAUAUCGUAAUUUGACUGAAUUAACACAUAACCUUUCGAUUGAACUGUUAUUUGUAAAAUAUUUAUUAAUUCACGGGUUUUCAAAAUACAAAGCUCAAUUAUUCUAGAUAGAUUGAUAAUCGAAAAUCUAUUUUUUUCAUACUGUACUUCACAGUACUAAUUUGAUUCCAGGAAAUAGCACUUACUACGGUAUGAUUUUCAUCAGCACUUUUUACCUCGAAUUCCGAAGACUUAAUUGGAAUAAUUUGCCCUACUGCUUCCGCACGUUUCUCAGCAAUUCUAUUUGAAUUAUCAACCAUUCUUAGGGAAAAUAUUUUUUAUAUUUCCAAAAAUUCAAUAUGUAUACAUUUGUUUACAAUGUUACCUUAGUGACUUCUGUUAAUUUUUAUUUUUUUAAAUAAUAAAACAAUAAUCAAAAGAGUUAUUUUUCAGUAAAAUUGUCAAAUAUGACAUUUCAUAUUUUAAUAUAAUUUUGCUUUUCAUUUAAAACUGAAAACAGUCAGUAUGAAAAAAAACAUAUUACGAUAUACGUCCGUAAAGUUAUUAUUACGGUACUCAAUUAAAUAUUCUAGAGUCGGCUUCUUCGGCGUCUCUUCCAUAAACAUCUAACUCGUACCGUACUAAAUCACUACCUGUACUUAUAACGUAAAUAACUAUUCCCUAACAGGAAAUGAUAAAAUAUCAGCGAAAACUUUCACCAUUCCUUAAAAAUGUAUAUUAUUGGGAACGUGGCAAUGAAACACCAAAGUACACUAAUUUUAAUAUAUUUUCUGAGCUUUCGAAUACUUAUGUAUUUAUCGUCUGGGAAAUAAUUAAUUGGGAUUUGUGGAAACUUUGAUUAAUAAAAUUAAGGUAUUAAACAGUAGUCAAAAGUCUCACAAUAUAUAUUGAUAAUUAUAUAGAUAUAAUUAAUCAAAAUAACGUUAAAUUUUUAUACACAAAAUUAUAGUUAUUAAGUUUGUAAUAUAUGUUUAUGAGAGAACUUUUGGAACAAUUUUAUAAUGAUUAUUUACUUUGACUGAUUAAUUAACUAGAUGAUAGUCCCUUAGUCGUUGUACCAAAGAAGCAAUCACUGUCAAAAAAACUAAUCAAAAUCCCUUUCCCCACUAACUGUUAACAGCGUGUAUGAUAAUUCAAAUUCCAUUUGAAAAAUAAAAAAAAGCUAUAUUGAAA
Molecule: messenger RNA, 12883 nt
Organism: Diorhabda carinulata
Lineage: Eukaryota; Metazoa; Arthropoda; Insecta; Coleoptera; Chrysomelidae
Gene: Dscam2
Product: cell adhesion molecule Dscam2
Exons: 33
Coding region: 213-6155 (1980 amino acids)
Biological process (GO): dendrite self-avoidance; homophilic cell-cell adhesion; axon guidance
Cellular component (GO): axon; plasma membrane
Molecular function (GO): cell-cell adhesion mediator activity
Source: RefSeq, a predicted model, not a curated record